AAGACCUACAGCCGUUCCCCUUCCAGCCUGCCGCUUGCCUCAGGAUGACAAGCCCACCCAGCGAUGGAGCCCUGUCUGGCGGGAGACAUUUGCGCAGGGCCCCUGGGCACGGUGCUAUAGUCAGCAGGGACUUCCAGGCAAUUGCAAAAAAGACGAACCCAUGAUUCCUCGGACGGAUAGCUGUUUCCUGCACUUGAGGAUGGAUGUUCUAGAUUCAAGACAAACCGGAAUGAUCUGGUUCAUUUAGCAAAACUCACUGAAGCAAACCCUUGUGACAUCUCCAGGCAGUUGUACCAUCCCAGAUGGAAAGAUUAGUUUGAGAGUAUGGGAUGGCAAAGAGGUUAGCAGAAAAACCUCCGAGAGGGGGCUGAAGGAAUUAGCUGCUCUCUGCCCCCUCCUGGCAGCCCGGGGCCCUCUGCCCGGGCACGCCCUGCACUAUGGACUCCCUGGGCUACAACUGCUUCGUGGACCGAGACAAGAUGGACGCUGCCAUACGGGACCUGGGGCCCAAGGAGCUGAGCGGCACCGAGCUGCAGGAGCUGAAACAGCUGGCGCGCCAGGGCUACUGGGCCCACAGUCAUGCCUUGCGGGGGAAGGUGUACCAGCGCCUGAUCCGCGACAUACCCUGCCGCACGGUCACGCCCGACGCCAGUGUGUACAGUGACAUCGUGGGCAAGAUCGUGGGCAAACACAGCAGCAGCAGCCUGCCCUUGCCCGAGUUUGUGGACAACACGCAGGUGCCCAACUACUGCCUCAACACGCGGGGCGAGGACGCCGUGCGGAAAAUCCUGCUCUGCAUUGCCAACCAGUUCCCCGACAUCUCCUUCUGCCCCGCCCUGCCCGCCGUGGUGGCCUUGCUGCUGCACUAUAGCAUCGACGAGGCCGAGUGCUUCGAGAAGGCCUGCCGCAUCCUGGCCUGCAACGACCCCAGCAAGAAGCUCAUCGACCAGAGCUUUCUGGCCUUCGAGUCUUCCUGCAUGACGUUUGGGGACCUGGUGAACAAGUACUGCCAGGCGGCCCACAAGCUGAUGGUGGCCGUGUCGGAGGACGUCCUGCAGGUCUACGCGGACUGGCAGCGAUGGCUGUUUGGGGAGCUGCCCCUCAGCUACUUCGCGCGCGUCUUUGAUGUCUUCCUGGUGGAAGGGUACAAGGUGUUGUACCGCGUGGCCCUGGCGAUCCUCAAGUUCUUCCACAAGGUGAGAGCCGGGCAGCCGCUCGAGUCAGACAACGUGAAGCAGGACAUCCGUGCCUUCGUCAAGGACAUUGCCAAGACCGUGUCUCCGGAGAAGCUGCUGGAGAAGGCCUUCGCCAUCCGCCUCUUCUCUCGGAAGGAGAUUCAGCUCCUACAGAUGGCCAACGAGAAAGCCCUGAAGCAGAAGGGCAUCACCGUCAAGCAAAAGAGUGUUUCACUUUCUAAAAGGCAGUUUGUGCAUCUGGCUGUCCACGCGGAGAACUUCCACUCAGAGAUUGUCAGUGUGAAGGAGAUGAGAGACAUCUGGUCGUGGAUCCCUGAGCGGUUCGCCCUCUGCCAGCCCCUCCUGCUCUUCUCCUCACUGCAGCACGGGUACAGCCUGACCAGGUUCUAUUUCCAGUGUGAAGGACACGAGCCCACCCUCCUGCUCAUCAAGACCACGCAAAAGGAGUACCCAGGGCCGCCCUCUUUCCCUGGGGGUGCAGGCCCUCCUGAAAUAGCCUGGCUGCUUAGAGGAGCAUUGCAGAAAUGCCUAGUGAGCAAGGCCCUGCCUCUUCCUGCCGCGGUGGGCCAGUGCCAGGUGUGUGGAGCUUACCUGUCAACAGACUGGAGCGAGAGAAAUAAGUUUGGCGGCAAACUGGGCUUCUUUGGGACUGGAGAAUGCUUUGUGUUUAGGCUGCAGCCCGAGGUCCAGCGUUAUGAGUGGGUGGUCAUCAAACACCCGGAGCUGACCAAGCCAGUGUCCUUGGACACCGUGGCCUCCCCGUCCCUGCUCUCCCACUCCACGUCCUUAUCCACGACCACAUCAUCGUCCGCGUCCUCAGACCCUGCUGACCGCCUCUCACCCUUCCUGGCCACUCGGCACUUCAACCUGCCCUCCAAGACCGAGUCCAUGUUCAUGGCUGGAGGCAGUGACUGCCUCAUCAUAGGUGGAGGUGGCGGCCAGGCACUCUACAUCGACGGGGACCUGAACCGGGGCCGCACAGGCCACUGCGACACCUUCAACAACCAGCCCCUCUGCUCUGAGAACUUCCUCAUCGCUGCCGUGGAGGCCUGGGGUUUCCAGGAUCCUGAUACCCAGUGACAGGCCUGCACUGACGGUGACGGAGCUGCCACUGUGGGGGGGGGCCCGGGGGGGACAGUGGCCAGGCCCCCUCUUCAGGGAGGAGACAGUGAGUGAAGACCCCCUCCACGUGCAUGGACAGCGUUGGGUGCAGCUGGGGCUCUGGUGCUGGACAGAAGUGGCAGGGGCUCCGUUGGCCAGGCCUGUCCCUCCUGGCCCUGCGGGGACUUGCUCAGACUUGCCAUUGCCUGCACCUUGGACUCAGGCCCUGGCUGUCCUCUGUGCCCAAGGCCUGGAAGGGGCUUCGUCUUGCAGCCCCUGAGCCUUCCUCCCUUGGUGAUGAUUCAGAAGGCUGGGAAGGCAGAAGGAAGCUGCAGCCUAACGUGGGUGUAUGGCACCCCCUGCUGGUGCCUCUUAGCAUGGCUCCCGGGCAGGGUGCUGCAGCCUCCUGCCUGGCCUGCUGCUGUGUGUGUUGGUUUGGAGAAGAGAAAGGUGCCCUGGGGACCGUUCCUUGGCAGGAGCAUCUGCCUGGGGCUUCUGACCUAGUUCUGUCCUCCCCACACUGGCCUCCUGGGGCCGCCUCUUAGACAGUAGCCACAAGGUGAAACCGGUUGAGGAGGAGGAGAAGAUCUGUGCUGAGCUCUGGGCCCCUCCCAGGGGAGGGCCAAAGGCCAGUGGAAUGAAGGGCCAAAAGGGACAUCAUGUGUCCUUGUGUUUCUGCAGAGCCUGAAGCUUCUGAUGGGUCUCGUUGUGUAUUCACACUUGGAGAGGCUACCCAGGAUGGCCAGGGGAGGGCCCUCUGCGACCAACCCCAAAUCAGCCAACUCCGUUUCCCGGUGCUUGCCUGGAGAAGCCUAGACCCAUGGACCCAUCUCCAGCCCUUUCCCUCUCCAGACGGAGCCUCCUACAGUCUCUGCAGUGGCCCCAUUUCUCCUCCAUGUCGCUGUAGUGACCUGGGCCCCAGGAUCCCAUCCAGACUCCUCAGAGUGGCGUGCUGGUCUUAUCCAGCCCUACGCACCUCCCCUUCAUCGGGCCCACAUGCCCGUGUACCAGACUGCACCCUCCCCAGUUCCCUGCCCAUGUGACACCUUUACCACGCACCCGUUUGCAUGGCAUGUGUCCUCCCUCUGCGACCCUCUCAGCUCUGUGGUCGGCCACAUAGCAUGGUUUUCUUGUGCUGCCACCUCACCC
Messenger RNA from Rhinolophus ferrumequinum (greater horseshoe bat), 3446 nucleotides. RefSeq names its product TBC1 domain family member 24 (gene TBC1D24). The coding region runs from base 438 to 2276 and encodes 612 amino acids. The record is from RefSeq and is a predicted model, not a curated record. NCBI's taxonomy places the organism in Eukaryota, Metazoa, Chordata, Mammalia, Chiroptera, Rhinolophidae. The transcript is spliced from 11 exons.